AUGCAAAGGUUUACUCUCUCUCAAUUAUCACGACGUCAAGUUGCUACUGCAAGGUUAGUAAAACAAGUGAUUCGUUCCAUCUCUUCAACCUCUAAUAACCUGAAACCAAGGCCAACCAAUGUAAGAAAUGCGUCCGCUACCAGUGUCAAUGAUAGUCUCAAAAACAGGCCACCUAGUGUCUCGCAAAUGUCUUUCCCGUGUUUGGAGAAGUUGGAGGAACGUACCAGAGAAUUAGAAGAAAAUGGCCCUGAACCUUCGUAUUCUAAAAUCACACGUGAAAAUGUGGAGAUCUAUCAAUCCAAAGAUCCUAUUUUCUUGGAUUACGGAGGAUAUUUACCGCAAUUCGAAAUUGCCUAUGAAACGUGGGGUACACUAAAUGACGAUAAAACAAAUGCAGUUCUUCUACACACUGGUUUAUCGGCUUCAUCCCAUGCACACUCAACCUUGAAAAAUCCUAAAAAGGGCUGGUGGGAAGGGUUCAUUGGUCCAGGCAAGUACCUAGAUACUAAUAAGUAUUUUGUUAUUUGUACCAACGUCAUUGGUGGCUGUUUUGGUUCAACUGGGCCACAGUCAACUGACCCUCUGACUGGCCAACGUUAUGCCACAACAUUCCCUAUCCUGUCGGUAAAUGAUAUGGUGCGUGCACAAAAUCGGUUGGUAAAAGAACAUUUUCAAAUUGAAAAGCUACAUGCUUCGAUGGGCUCCUCAAUGGGUGGUAUGCAGUGUUUAGCCUACGCAAGUGAAUUUCCUGAUCAGGUGAAUAAAAUAAUAAGCAUAUCGGGUUGUGCAAGAUCUCAUCCAUACUCAAUUGCUAUGAGGCACUGUCAAAGACAAGUUCUGAUGACCGAUCCAAAUUGGAAUAAAGGACACUAUUAUGGUCAAUUGAUCCCCCAUACUGGUAUGAAAUUAGCCCGUGAAAUUGCUACCAUCACCUACAGAAGUGGACCUGAGUGGGAGCAACGAUUUGGAGUGGAAAGAAUGGAUCCAUCAAAGAAACCUGCGUUGUGUCCAGACUUCUUGAUUGAAACAUACCUCGAUCAUGCUGGAGAAAAGUGGUACUCAGAAUUUGAUCCAAAUUCGUUCCUUUAUAUUUCCAAAGCGAUGGAUUUGUUUGAUUUGGGUGCAAGAAAUAGGAACAAAGCUCUAAAAUCAAGACUACAAGCUGAAACUAUUUACAAUGGCGAAUAUAUUCCUGAUUCUGAAUUAGAAUAUAAGCCAAGUGAAAUCUGCGAAUUCACACAACCUAUUGAAAGAUCGAGAACCAGAAGAUUCACACCUGAGGAAUCCAAACAAGAUUUAUUACAAGGUUUGAGCAGAUUAUCAAACAAGGAUGUUCUAGUUAUUGGUGUUGAAAGCGAUAUCCUAUUCCCCGCCUGGCAACAAAGAGAAAUUGUUGAAAUGCUAAGACAAGGAGGUCAGUUAAAUGGUGGAAGCGGUAAAAAUAUCAAGCAUGUAGAGUUAAGUGAAGCUGAUAGUUUUUACGGCCAUGAUACAUUUUUAUUAGCAUUAGAUCAUAUUGGAGUACCAGUAAGCUCGUUCUUGGAUGGUUGA
This is a messenger RNA of Pichia kudriavzevii, 1551 nucleotides long. RefSeq lists its product as uncharacterized. The transcript has a single exon. Gene Ontology annotation, molecular function: L-serine O-acetyltransferase activity; homoserine O-acetyltransferase activity. Bases 1 to 1551 code for a protein of 516 amino acids. The record is from RefSeq and is a predicted model, not a curated record. Gene Ontology annotation, biological process: L-homoserine metabolic process. NCBI's taxonomy places the organism in Eukaryota, Fungi, Ascomycota, Pichiomycetes, Pichiales, Pichiaceae.